AUGUGGUUCGUAGUUUUGGCUUUCGGUGCUAUUCUGGGCCUCGCGGCUAUCUGGUCCAUAAAGCAGAAGAGAAGUUUUCCGCAAAACAUACCUGUCGUUGAACCAUGGUAUCCGUUGAUUGGAAAUGGAUUGCUUUUUCUCGGGAAGAACGACAAGGAAAAAUUUUGGAAUUUGAUAAAAAUAGUUGCUGGGAAAGACGGACUGUUUCGGCUAUAUUUGGGUUCGAAAGUAUUUUUUGGCACGGGUGAUCCAGACAUGGCCCAGAAAAUCAUGACGAAUCCCAACUGCAUCGAUAAACCGUACAUGUACGAUUAUUUCCAUCUUGAGAAAGGAGUGCUUUUUGCUAAAACACACAUUUGGAAAGGUCAAAGGAAAGCGCUGAACCCUGCCUUCAACAUGAAAAUACUGGAGGGUUUCGUGCCGAUCUUCUGUGACGCAACCAAGAAUAUGCUGCAGCGACUGGACACCAUUCCAGCAGAAGAAACGAUCAACAUUACGGACUUUCUUCUGAGGUGCACGUUGGAAAUGGUAUGUGCAUCAACGUUCGAUUUCAACGUAAGCGAUUCCCCCAUGAUCGAUGAUGCCUUACAUCACAUGAAAAGGUGUAUGUACUAUGCAGCCAAAAGAAUGCUAAAAUUCCAAUACCACCUAGAUUUCAUCUACCGUUGGACUAAAGACUACCUGGAACAAACAAGAGCGCGUAAAUGUUUGAAUGCAUAUGGAAUGCAGAUCUACAAUAAUGCAAACGAGAGGUACACUAAAGGAUUACUAACGAUCGAUCAAACCGAGCACGAUACUAACGAAGGUUUCCGAAAACCACAACUUUUUGUGAAUCAAAUAUUCACCAACACCUUGCGAAAGUUUGACCAAGAGGAAAUUAUCGAUAACAUAUUCACGAUAGUCGGCGCUGGGACGGAUACCUCGGCCACUGAGGUAUCCUACACAUUGCUGCAGUUGGCUAUGUAUCCGGGCUAUCAGCAAAAAGUGUACGAGGAAAUCAUGGAAAUAUACCCGGAAGCAGAACCACAUAUUACCCCGGAAUCUCUUAAACGACUCCAGUACACGGAAAUGGUGAUGAACGAGUGUUUGCGAUUGUAUCCUGUAGCGCCGCACCUAUUGCGCGUAAACACUGAAGAUAUCACGCUUUGCGGAGCACGGAUUCCCAAAGGGUCCAUGUUUGGAAUAAGUAUCUACACCAUUCAACGACGAAAGAACAUAUGGGGACCAGAUGCCGACCGUUUCGACCCGGAGAGGUUUUCCCCAGAACGAUCUGCUGGAAGGCAUCCAUUUGCAUUUUUGGCGUUUAGUGGAGGAUCCCGAAAUUGCGUGGGUGCUCGUUAUGCGAUGAUCAGUAUGAAGAUAAUGUUGGUAUAUCUGCUGAAGAGAUACCGCUUCAAAACCAAGAUACGAGAGGAAGAUAUGCGAUUCCGUUUCGAAGCUAUCUUACGCUUAGAUGGAGGUCAUCUGGUUCAGAUUGAAAAACGCCAAUAACACAUGAUUACUAUUUGGAAAUGGUCUUGUUAAAAUAAUGCAUCGAAAACGGAAAAAGGGCAUCAGCAUUUUAAACUUUAAUUAUAUAAUGCGUGCAUAGCAGUCUUGUCGUUGAAUCCAAAGAAAACUAGGGGUGGGUAGUGUUUAAGACAUAACCGCAAACUUGAUGUAGGAUACAAAGUACAAGGGUACGGCUCUAUGGAAUUGUUCGAAAUGGUUACAAAGUCUCAAGCUUUCUUGCGUCUAUUGCGUUGAUAUUGUAGCAUACUUUCAGUGUAUACAAUACGAUAAGUCUGAUAAAAAAAAGCUGAUCGAAAUAAAGCGAACAUGUGUAAAGUGUAAUUGCUGUUAAUGGUUAACCAAACCGAAGCGUAAAAGUAAAAUCAUUUAUUUCAACAUCUACAUAAUACAGGAGAUACUCAAAAU
Aedes albopictus (Asian tiger mosquito) is the source of this 1917-nucleotide messenger RNA. RefSeq names its product cytochrome P450 4c21-like. The transcript is spliced from 5 exons. The coding region runs from base 1 to 1491 and encodes 496 amino acids. The record is from RefSeq and is a predicted model, not a curated record. NCBI's taxonomy places the organism in Eukaryota, Metazoa, Arthropoda, Insecta, Diptera, Culicidae. Gene Ontology annotation, molecular function: iron ion binding; monooxygenase activity; heme binding.